AUGGAAUGGAUUAAUGAGCAGCUGCAGCGGCUACAUGUUGAGGCUGCUGCUAAGGAAGCGAAGCUGGACGACCUGGAGAAGGAGCUUUGCAAGAAACCCAAGGACCAUGUCCUCCGUGGCAAACACGCCCGGUUGGUGGAGAAUCUCGCAGACCUAAAUGCCCGCCAGAAGAAUCUAGAGGAGAAGUUGGCAGCUGCGGCUAUGGGUGGCUCUGGCGUUGUUGCUGCUGCGGCUACGGAUGGCUCUGGCGUAGUUUCUGCUCCUUCCACAGUGUCUUUGGACCAGGGUGCCACACGCUUCUUUGCUGCACUGCGUACUGUGGCAGUGCCGGAUGCUGGCAAUCUGCUCACUGUGGGCAGUGGCGACGUGUCUUUCCUACUUCACAACCCAAACUACCAGCUGUAUGUUCGGAAGUGCUAUCCGGACCUCUUCUAUGCCCUCUACGAGUCGACAAGCAAGAAGCAUGUCGUUACCGGGACGCCUGGGAUUGGAAAGAGCUACUUCUUUUACUACAUGCUGUUGCGGCUGCUGCACAGCCCAUCGCCACCGCCCUUCAUCCUUUGGGAGCACUACGGAUUUCCUGGUGUAAUGGAGAAGGCGCGCGACGUCCUCGGCGAAGCCGCCCUGGGAGGACAGGCUUCUGUGCACCUCCGGGCUUCCAGGGUAUCCUGUCCUCCAGUAUUUGAUCGCGGGCGACUUUCCAUCGAGGUCUCCACCAUUGCGGGGCUGAUUCCGCAGGGUGGCUCGGCGGCGCUGGUGGGUCACCCUCCAUGUCGUCUGGCUCUGCGCGGGGAUGGUGUGGCUUCUUCGUGGUCGUGCUCCACACGACAGGCUUCCAGGGUAUCCUGUCCUCCAGUAUUUGAUCGCGGGCGACUUUCCAUCGAGGUCUCCACCAUUGCGGGGCGGAUCACCGGCGUGGUCCCUGUCGGCGGUGUUCGGACCGGCCCUUGCCGCCCCCGCGCCUGCGCCGGCGCGGGGGUUACGUGGCGCUACUGGCGUACAGUCGAGUCCCUUUUCUGCAAGCCAACGGGCAAGGCGGCCGCCGGAGAGCCGGAAGUAAAACUGUCGGCGGCGGAGGCGGCACCAAGGUCGCCAUUGCUGGAUGGCUUUGUACGAGUAGAGCUGGACGAGCAACUGGCUGCUGCCGCCGCCGCCGCCACUUACUCUCUGACGUCGGGUGGCAAGGCGGCGGGCAGGAGGGGGGGUGCCGGAUCGCCGGCGGCGGCGGUGGUGGUGCUGGUGCCGGCAGUGGGGUUGAGCUUUACGGGCGGGGCGGCCAUAAUCCCCGAACCGCUCCCUCCAGCCCCGGGGCGCCCUUGGUUCGGGCACGCGGGCAGCAAGCUCAUCACCGAGGCAUGGCUGCGGAGCAUACCCCGGCGGUUGGUACCGCUGCACCACUUGCUUGCUUGCGGCGGCGGGUAUCGGAACAGUGGCCCAUGGGAGUGUUCGGAGGAACUGGCACAGCUGACUGUGGCAUUACACGGCAGCGCGGUUACAGACAGCUCAUCCAUCACCUACGAGUCAGGGUGGCGACACUUUGUACACUUCUGCACGGAGGUCGCAGGGGUGCCGGAGGCGGGCGCCCUGCCCCGCCAGCGUGGGUCUGACCUCAAUCGGGACCUGGUCUGUCUGUUCAUAGCGCAUGCAGUUGGCCGGUACACGGCCUCCACCGUCAUCGGCACGCUGAGCACCCUGGCGGACUGGCAGUGGUUCAUGGGAGUCUCGCCAGAGGCAUAUAUCAGCCGCGACCCGCUGGUCAAGCGAACCCUGGGCCAAGCGUUGCUGCGAGGCUGGAGUCGGCAUCGACCAAGACGAAGGCACCCCUGCCCCUGGGGGUGCUGA
Volvox carteri f. nagariensis is the source of this 1842-nucleotide messenger RNA. RefSeq lists its product as uncharacterized. The coding region runs from base 1 to 1842 and encodes 613 amino acids. Lineage: Eukaryota; Viridiplantae; Chlorophyta; Chlorophyceae; Chlamydomonadales; Volvocaceae. The transcript is spliced from 12 exons. The record is from RefSeq and is a predicted model, not a curated record.